Molecule: messenger RNA, 1997 nt
Organism: Drosophila ficusphila
Lineage: Eukaryota; Metazoa; Arthropoda; Insecta; Diptera; Drosophilidae
Gene: Ns4
Product: guanine nucleotide-binding protein-like 1
Exons: 4
Coding region: 138-1865 (575 amino acids)
Molecular function (GO): GTPase activity; GTP binding
Source: RefSeq, a predicted model, not a curated record
UGUCAAAAACUUUUAAUUCGCAAAAGGGAAAAGCCGCAACAACAUUCAAUCACAAUUACUGCUACUUACAUACAAUUGUGGAGCUCUAGACAAAUCCAAAUUGACCGGAAGUACGACCAGGAUUCGACCCAAAAACAAUGCCACAGCAACGGCGCAAGGUGGCCUUUAGCGGCAAGAAGAAGAAGGACCAGAUGCUCCAGAAGCGCAACACAAAAGGUCCACCAAAAUAUUUGAGAAGCACCCAGGAAUCAUACGAAGACAGCGAUGUGCCCGAAACGACGAGAAAACUCAUGGAGCAGCCGUUUGCACGCGGUGGAAAUCGAAACAAGAACGUGAAUCGUUAUAAUCUGCAGUUCUAUCAGGAGGGAAAAAAGGAACUCGAGCAGAUGAAGCAGGAGGGCUUCAAGCCCCUGGAAGUUCUGAAUCCCAAGGAGCGCGAGGUGGACGAGCACUACUUUGCCGGCUGCGACUUUCCAGUGCGUCCCCCUUGGACGCCGGAAAACUCAAAAGAGCAGCUCGAUCGUAGCGAAAAUCGAUACUUUAAGGAAUAUGUUGAUGAGCUACAAAAGAAGCAGCGUGCCGGCGACUCCAAGGAGCUCUCUUUGUUUGAGCUGAAUCUGGAAACCUGGCGUCAACUGUGGCGCGUCCUGGAGUUCUCGGACAUUCUGCUCAUAAUUGUGGAUGUGCGCUAUGCCACGCUAAUGUUCCCACCUUCCCUCUAUGACUACAUCAUCAAUACUCUGAAGAAGCACGCUAUUGUGGUGUUCAACAAGGUGGAUCUGGUGGAGCCACAUGUAGUUGUGGCCUGGCGACAGUAUUUCCGCGAUCGCUAUCCUCAGCUGCCGGUGGUGCUCUUUGCAUCGUAUCUGCCGCGAUCCCGGAAAGGAAACCAGCGGGGACAGCAAGCGCAUCGCAGGAGCAUGGAAGGCGUGUACAACAUUUACAAGGAGUGUCAGCGCUUCGUGCAGGGCGAGGUGGAUCUUACUGCCUGGGAGCAGAAGAUACGCGAGGACAUGCGAAGCGAUCAGCUGGACAUUUUAGAUGACCUGACAACUGCCGUGGAAGGCGAACUCAAGAUCAGCAGCAGCAUUGACACCACGCCCCACGAGCACGUCAAGUAUCAUGGUGGCGUCCUAACUAUUGGCUGCGUUGGCUUCCCCAAUGUCGGAAAAUCGUCGCUAAUCAACGCGUUAAAGGGUCGCAAAGUGGUCAGCGUGAGUCGCACACCCGGACACACCAAGCACUUUCAAACCAUUUUCCUCACGCCACUCGUUCGCCUGUGCGAUUGUCCCGGUCUAGUCUUUCCCUCGAGUACUCCCAAAAGCCUGCAAGUUCUUCUGGGCAGUUUUCCGAUCUCCCAGCUGGCUGUUCCCUACCGCUCCUUGAAGUUCCUCGGCGAGCAUUUAAAUCUACCGCAGCUUUUGAGGCUCCAUCUGCCCGAAGAUUAUGACGAGUGGUCUGCGGUGGCUAUAUCCGAUGCCUGGGCAUUUAAGCGAGGAUUCCUCACCGCCAAAGCGGCCAGACCGGAUCGCUAUCGGGCCGCCAAUCACAUCCUUCGCAUGUGCCUGGCUGGACAGCAGCUGUUGGUGCUGCAGUUUUAUCCGCCGGGCUUCGAGGAGCGACGUGAACACUGGCUCCAACAUCCCGAUGUGGCAGAGGUCAAAAAGUACCAGCAGGUUGAGCUAGAUGAGCCAGAAAGCGAGACCAACGGUGAUACCUCUUCCGUCUGCUCGGAUACUGCAGACAGCGAAGACGAAGACGAGGACAGCUCCAAUGACGAAACCAAUGCCGACGAGGACGAGUGCGCCAUCGAAGAGGAUCCGCCCAAAUCACGCAACGUGUUUGCUCUGUUGGAGGACGACUAGGAAUGAGCAUUUUACCAAGAAAUGUUGUUAUUGCAUCACUAGCUUGCACUUAUAAUUUAUUAUUAACAUAUACAAUGUUUUGCUAAAAGAAUUAUCUUUUGUGAGCUAAAUAAUAAAUAAUAAUAAAGCUCA